Molecule: messenger RNA, 1924 nt
Organism: Neocloeon triangulifer
Lineage: Eukaryota; Metazoa; Arthropoda; Insecta; Ephemeroptera; Baetidae
Gene: Agpat1
Product: 1-acyl-sn-glycerol-3-phosphate acyltransferase alpha
Exons: 6
Coding region: 260-1147 (295 amino acids)
Biological process (GO): phosphatidic acid biosynthetic process
Cellular component (GO): membrane; endoplasmic reticulum
Molecular function (GO): 1-acylglycerol-3-phosphate O-acyltransferase activity
Source: RefSeq, a predicted model, not a curated record
UCGAGUCGCGCUUUGGUCGGAACCUCGUCAGCUGACUCACUUGACGAGGGUCGCGGGGGAUGGAAUUCGAGCAAGGGGUGUGUAUUGAUUUUCCACCGGGGUAGCUAAACACCGAGCGUCCGUACACGACUCUCUUAGUACGGCAUUUUCCAUUUCCAACAACUUUGCUUUCGUCCGCCGCCAAUUUCCCCAACCUUCUUCGACGAGCACCAUGGACUAGAACUUCUGGCGCAGUUUCCCGCUCGCUGCCUCAUUGAAGAUGGCGUUUUCUUUGAUCGAGGCGAUCGUUGUGGCCCUGCUGCUGGCCCUGCCCUUUGCUUACGAGUCAAGUCCCAAGUUUCGCUACUAUUUGAAGUUUUUCCUUUAUUAUGGACUUGUCAUGACCACGGCCGUCUUCGUCAUCCCCAUAAUGAUGUUCCGUCCGGGAGAAGUCAAGAACUUGCUUUUAGCAUCUUUUCUGUGUCGGCACAUUUCAAAACUUGUUGGACUUCGAUGGGAAUUGCGAGGCAGGGAGCACCUUGAGAAAGAUAUGGCUUGUGUCAUUGUUGCAAAUCACCAAAGCUCGCUGGAUAUUCUAGGUAUGUUUGAAUUGUGGCCCGUGAUGGAGAAAUGCACCGUGGUGGCCAAGAAGGAGCUGCUGUACGCCUGGCCUUUCGGACUGGCCGCCUGGUUGUGCGGCCUUGUUUUCAUAGACCGCUUGAAUGCAGAUAAAGCCCGAGAGUCGAUGAACCAAGCAACAAAACAUAUUCAGGAAAACAAGAUCAAACUGUGGAUUUUUCCUGAAGGUACUCGAAACAAUGCCAGCACUAUGUUGCCUUUUAAAAAGGGAGCAUUCCAUGUUGCUGUGUCCGGCCAGAUUCCAAUUCUUCCCGUUGUUUUUUCUUCCUAUUACUAUUUAGACCACACAAAGAAAACAUUUGACGAAGGGCGAGUGAUAAUGACCUGUUUGCCUGCGAUCAACACAACCGGCUUAGGGAAAGACGACAUCGCAAAUUUGGUCGAGCAAACUCGAAACGACAUGAUUGCCGAAUUUCAUCGCAGCUCGGCUGAAGUUUUGAUGGAGUUGAAUCGUUCCAAGCCAGCAGACGGGAACGUCAAGAGUAAGGAAAUCAUCAAUGGGGACGGUAAUAAAAUGGAAGAGUCAUGAAAUUCGACAAGGAAUAACUAAUCUCACACACCAUAGUGAUAUUUCGAGCUGUUUUACGAAAACAGCUUUGUGGGAAUUUGAUUUCCAAACCCUCUAAGUCCUCUUUUAAAUCUCUUCUAUUCGAGAAUAGACUAACAUACUAAAAGAAACAAUCCCAAUAGUUGAGAACACAAAAAGUCAAGAAACAAAAUAAUUAAAUGUUCAUGCGCUUAUUGCUUUUUAGGUAUGAUAUGAUUAAUUUAGUUGAAAGAGGCGUACAAAUGAAAACUCGGUGGUAUAAAAAUGUGCUUGAUGUAUUGCAUUUUGCUUGACAGCCAUUUUUUACGGUCCAACCAAAUAUUUAUAAUUUCUGUCACUUUAAGCUGGUCUACAAAGUUACACAUUCCUAAUUUACUUUUCCCUUAAUCACUUAACACAUGAUAUAUGUGCCAAAUUAUUUCUCAUUCCUAUAUCAGUCAUUCUGAUCAAAUGGGCUUAUGUUGUUCUUUAUUUGCUUGCGCGUUGUUUUCCAUUUUUAUCCAAAUUUAGUUUUAAGAAUGAUGACCUAAUUAACCUUUUUCCUGCGCUGUGCGCCAUAUAACAGUAAUAAAAAUAACAAUUUUCAGUAUUGAUUACAAAAAAGCAGAAAAAUUAAGCAAUUAGCCAUAGAUCAAUGUCCACUGAUUUACUAAUUUCAUUUUUUAACCAAAGUUUUGCUGCUAAACACGAAAAUAAGCAAACUUAACGCCAGAAGUUUUACAAUAAUUUAACCAACUUGAACUCCUUAAUUUUUUUUUU